AUGUCUACAGCCAUCUACUCUUCUCAACACCUCAGUCAUCACUCAUACCCUCGCGCUCCGCCGUCACCCCCCAUGGACGAGGCGCCAAGAUGCUCGCUCCCGUCCAUCUCCAACCUCUUGGUCAUGGCAGAUGCCGGCUCUCCCACGGCCGAGCAUUCUCCUGUCAGCUAUCACCAAGCACCACCUGCUAAGCUCGAGCUGCGCCCCAGCUCCUCUCACUACAGCAGCAGUGGCCCCUCAAAAGCCGCCCUGCCUCCCACACCACCCAUGAGCUCUGACAUCUCGUUUGAUGGCCGCCGCUCUCCCUCGUCAAGAUCCGUAGCCUCUUCGCAAGGUUACUUCCAUGAAUCCACGCCGCCCGUCGAAGAUGGCCAACGCAUGCUCCUCUCAACAGCCGCGCCACCUCGUAGCCAUGUGCUUCCUCCGUCAUCCUUCUCUCAGAGGCCUUACCCCCCGGCAUUUGCAACGCAGCCUCCGUCCGCCCAGCCCCACGGUCCUGGUCUGUACUACCAGCAGCGCCCGCUGCCAACUUCGUUCCCUCCUGCCCCAGUUCCUGCACCGAUGCCUAGCGCUUCAUCCGGCAGCAACCCUUGGCAACACCACCACUACAUCUCGCCAUCAUCGGCUGCCUCUUUUCCGCAAUCCCAAGAUCGCUACAUCUGCCCUACCUGCAAUAAGGCCUUCUCUCGGCCGAGCUCUCUUCGCAUCCACAGCCAUUCUCACACGGGCGAGAAGCCAUUCAAGUGCCCUCACAAUGGUUGCGGUAAAGCCUUCAGCGUUCGCAGCAACAUGAAGCGUCACGAACGUGGUUGCCACAGCUUCGACGGUAGCGUGGGCAUGCAUUAA
Messenger RNA from Microdochium trichocladiopsis, 846 nucleotides. RefSeq lists its product as uncharacterized. The coding region runs from base 1 to 846 and encodes 281 amino acids. The transcript is spliced from 3 exons. The record is from RefSeq and is a predicted model, not a curated record. Gene Ontology annotation, biological process: regulation of transcription by RNA polymerase II. Gene Ontology annotation, molecular function: RNA polymerase II cis-regulatory region sequence-specific DNA binding; DNA-binding transcription factor activity, RNA polymerase II-specific. Gene Ontology annotation, cellular component: PcG protein complex; transcription regulator complex. Lineage: Eukaryota; Fungi; Ascomycota; Sordariomycetes; Xylariales; Microdochiaceae.